This is a messenger RNA of Symbiodinium sp. CCMP2592, 1953 nucleotides long. Lineage: Eukaryota; Dinophyceae; Suessiales; Symbiodiniaceae. The record is from the annotation of a GenBank genome assembly.
AUGCGUCCGCCAGGCCCCGCUGCGUUGGCCGCUGCUCGCGCGGCCAGUGCCGCAACCAAGGCCAGCCAAUGGCAGAAUGCCAUGCUUCUGUUUUCCGACUGCUUCGCUCAUGGGAUCCGCCUGGACCCCGUCCUCUGCAACAUAGCGAUCGGUGCAGGUGGCCAGGGACAAGGAGGCUGGCUGCUGGCGAUGGACCUUUUCGCUUGCUUCUGGCAGUGGCAGCUGGAGGCGACACUGGCCUCGUUCAACUCCGCCAUGAAGAUCUAUGCUCUUUGCCAUCGGUGGCGUGAAGUCUUCCAUGCUCUGCAGGACCUGACCCUCCAGACGAUGCUUCCAGACGCUGUGAGCUGCACCGCAGCAUGUGGAGGCUGCAGGAGCCCCCUGCGCUGGCAUCGGGCUGCUUGCUUGCUUCGGGACAUGGGGAGAGCCGCAAUCCUGCUUGGUGAGAUAUCCUUCAAUGCGGCACUCUACGCAGUGGGACGUACCUGGCAAUGCAGUGUCGACUUUCUGGAAGAGGGACUACAGCGAGGUGUGCGUGCAGACAGUGUCGCCUUGGCCGCGCUCUCCGCAGCGCCAGGAGCCAGCUGGACUUCAGUGCUAUCUUGGCUCAGGCAGCUACAGCUGAAGGGACUCCAAGCCAACGCCGUGCCCUUCAGGACUUGCGUGGCAACUGCUGCAGGGUGGCCCGAGGCGCUCCACCUCGCCGGCAGCGGGUCACUCAGAGACGAGCUGGCUCUCACACUUCGCCAGCGGCUCUCCGAGGAUGGACGCUGGCUGCUGGCCAUCUCGGCAGCCUGCCGCCUCGACGCUUCUCCCGUGACGGUUGCUGUGCUGAGCAGCUCCUGCGUCCGCGGCGGCUCCUGGUCUGAUGGCUUGGAGGUGGUCGUCGGAGCAAGGGCUGCCGGCAUCGAGUUGGAUGUGGUGGUACGCAACACGCAGCUGAGUUCUGCAGCUUGCAGCAGCCAGUGGCAAGCUGCCAAUCACGACCUGGAAGCCUGCAGCCGACGUUGCCUCAAAGUGGAUGUGAUCUCCUACAACACGGUCAUCACCGCAAUGGAACGAGGGCGGCGCUGGUCCGAAGCGUUGGGCAGCUUCCAAGACGCUUUCAGAUCUGGUCUUGGAGGACCCGGUCUCGCUCAGACUUCGCCGCUCCUGGCCUGCGGGGAUCAAUGGCGCCGAGCCGGAGCGCUUCUGGAAGUCUUCAAUCAGCAGCUACGGCCGAGUCUGCCGUCCUACACUGCAGUCUUGGCAGAGACUUGGCAUUGCGCGGAGAAGGGCGCUGGGUGCAAUCCACGAACCUGCUGCGCGAGAUGCGCGAGAGGGCCGUGUCCUCAACGUUCUCGACACCAGCCAGUGAUGCUGUCGUGGGUGCACUCCGUCACAAGGGCAGCUGGGAGGACUCCUGCGAGGUCUUGCGGUCUUUGGCUGCUUCUGCGACCGAGCCCGACACUGCUCUGGCGGCAUCGGCUGUUGCAUCACAGGAGGGCGCGCUCUGGAGUCGGGUCUCAUCUCUCCUCGGCGCUUUCGCAGAGCGCGCUCUGGAGGUCGCACUACCCGGUGUCAACGCAGCUGCUGCUGCCUGUUCAGCUCAUGCCGAAUGGCUUCCUGCCCUCGCUGCUUUGCGCAAGCUGUUGGUGCACGGCCGGGAUCCGGAUGUGGUCACCUUCACGGCCGUCACGGAUGUUUGCAGCCGGGCAUCGCAGUGGCAAACGGCCGCACAGCUUGUCCAAGUCGCAGGAGCUCUUUGCGCACUGCAGUCUCGGGAUGCCCACAUCCUGCGAUGCUCAGCGGCGGCAUCUGCUGAGAAGUCAUCGUGGUGGAAGGUGCUGCACCUGCUCCGUUCCCCGUGUGCCGACGGCAUUGCUUGUGGUGCAGCACUGGGUGCCUGCAGCAAGGACGCCAAGUGGCUCGCUGCCGCGCAGCUGCUUGUGGAUGGACAGAGCCACCUGCUAG